This is a messenger RNA of Xenopus laevis (African clawed frog), 1140 nucleotides long. RefSeq names its product cerebellin 2 precursor S homeolog (gene cbln2.S). Lineage: Eukaryota; Metazoa; Chordata; Amphibia; Anura; Pipidae. Gene Ontology annotation, biological process: maintenance of synapse structure. Gene Ontology annotation, cellular component: synapse; extracellular region. The record is from RefSeq and is marked provisional.
CUUCUGUAGUCGCACCAUGGACCUUCCAGGUUUAAUCCAGCAAGCAAACUGAGAAGAUUCCUGUUCAGGCUCAGUUACCCAACACUAGGAACCUGCUAGAGUGACUGGCUGUAGCACCAUGAAUCUAGAGAAGAAUGGCGCACGAGAGAGGGAAGCUGAAGGCUGGAGAUGGAGCUUGGACCUAGUUACUAAACUGGCGCUGUCCAUUGUGCUGAUGCUCUUUGCGCCCCCUCUGGUGAAUGCGCAGAAUGACACGGAGCCUAUCGUGCUGGAAGGCAAGUGCCUGGUGGUCUGCGACUCAAACCCGUCUUCUGAUGGAGCCGCCACCUCCUCUUUAGGGAUCUCAGUUCGCUCUGGGAGUGCCAAGGUCGGCUUCUCAGUUAUUAGGAGCACCAACCAUGAGCCGCCUGAGAUGAUCAAUCGCACCAACACCAUCUAUUUUGAUCAGGUGCUGGUAAAUGUUGGGAAUCACUUUGACCUUGCCUCCAGCACAUUUACAGCUCCAAGGAAGGGGAUCUAUAGCUUCAGUUUCCACGUGGUGAAGGUGUACAACAGGCAAACGAUUCAGGUAAGUCUAAUGCAGAACAACUACGCGGUGAUCUCUGCCUUUGCUGGGGACCAGGAUGUGACCAGAGAAGCAGCAAGUAAUGGAGUUCUUCUGCACAUGGAAAGAUCUGAUAAAGUCCAUCUAAGACUGGAAAGAGGGAACCUUAUGGGAGGUUGGCAAUAUUCCACCUUCUCUGGCUUUUUAAUUUUUCCACUAUAAAACAAAACAAAGCAGGAGUUCUGGAUUUUGUUUCUUUCCAUGUAGCCAUUAAUGUGGCGGAACAAAGACAUCACUUUUUCAGCCUCCCUCCCACUAAAGAAGAAUUCAUUCUCUUCUCUCCAAAAUAUUAAACUUUGGCAUCGUCAUUUUUUUUUCUCCCCCCGCUGGGAAACGGCUCAUCUAAUUCGUUUUAGACGACAGUGAUCUUUAGGAUAAAUGAAUUUAUCGACCCAAGCAAUUUGUACCCGUGAUUGUAAAGUCAAUAUCGGAAUUUAUUUUGUUGGGAUCAUUGACUCUUUUCUUUUUUCGUUGUUGUUGCUGCUGAGACGAAUCCUUGGACCACAGAGUCAAGAAUGACACACAAAAAAAAAAAA